Messenger RNA from Phacochoerus africanus (Common warthog), 2562 nucleotides. RefSeq names its product guanylate kinase 1 (gene GUK1). NCBI's taxonomy places the organism in Eukaryota, Metazoa, Chordata, Mammalia, Artiodactyla, Suidae. Bases 1623 to 2315 code for a protein of 230 amino acids. The transcript has 9 exons. Gene Ontology annotation, molecular function: GMP kinase activity. Gene Ontology annotation, cellular component: cytosol. The record is from RefSeq and is a predicted model, not a curated record. Gene Ontology annotation, biological process: purine nucleotide metabolic process.
UAUGUCUUUCCUGUGUAGGUUUGCAGUGUCUCACUGUUAGAGCUUAUAACUUUGACACCUGGCCAUGACUGCAAGCAUGGGGAACAGGGCAGGUCAAGUCCAUGCAGCCUCUGGGUCUUGCUGGUAGGUUUACACUUGGGGGCUUUGUGGUGCCCACAGGAGUGUGGGAGGUGAGAGUGGGAUACCUUACUUGAGUUGGGCACAUGGCCAUGGAGCAGAACAUUCCUGAGGGGCUUCGUGGUCAGUCAGAAUGAGUCCUACCCUCCCUGAAGAUGGAUGCCCCAAAUUGGGUCUUGAAGGAGCCAGCUGCAUCCAGUUAGUUGAGGGUUCAUUGCUGUGAGCAAGGCCCAGGUAGGCUUUCUGGUCCGUUUCUGUGAGCAUUGCCAUGUGUCCACUUGGUAUUGCCCCUGCCCUGGAGAACCAAAUUUUUGUGGCACCAGCAUGCUGCAGGGUCCUGGGAAGACGUAGCUGUUGAACAGCCACAACUGCCCCCACAUGCAGGGUGGGGAAGGACAUGUGUGCAGUAAUGACUAGGCACAGUCCAGAGGCCAGGCAAUGUGAUGGGUGACCCCACGUGGGGGCCCCCAGUAUCUCCUCUCUUCUUUUGUGUCCCUCUACCCCCACAUAGCUCUCCCUCCAUCCUGGUCAUUCAUUGUCUAGAAAAUCAGGACGGACCUAGGGGAAUGGGCUAGGCUGCUCAUGGAAUGUCCAUUCUGCAAAGGAAGGGACUUUGUGAGGGGCAGCAGUGAGGCAAAGAUGAGACCUCCCUGUGCACCAGGCCAUAGAGGAGGGAGGGCACUGCACUUUGCUGGGCAGACAACAGCAGUGGCCUUGGAGUCAGAUACACAUGUGGGCAAGUGUGUGGUGGCACGUAUGUCUGGGUAGGAAAGUCAGGACCAGAAAAGAACAGGGAGUCUUGUGGGACUUGCUAGAUAAAAACAUAUAUUAUUGCAGUAGGAAACUUGGGAGAGGCAAAGGAGCUAGGAACUGGUCAUUUAAGAGAUGGCAGCAUCAAUGAGCUCCUCUGGGUCCCUUUCUCUUAUCUCUCUUCAGCAGGGGAAAGGUGUCUGUUUCCUAAAUCCUUCUCCAGGGCGUUUGCAUGUGGUGUGAUGGUCCCAGAAUAGCAGUGCUUUAGCCAGAUUACUCUGGUUGGCCUACAUUGCAGAUUAGGAAAGCAGUGCCCACCUGGGGCCCUGCUGGAGAGCUGCCCUGGGCUAGAGGACUGGGUGUCCUCAAGCAGAGUGGCCUGUCCUUCCUGGGCCUUACCGCCAGUCUUUUGGGCACCAGCUGCUCCUUGGGGACCUCCAAACCUUACCAGGUAGCCCACAAACAGAGCCCUACAGGGGUAAGCCAGCUCACCUCAUGCCUUCCCAAGGUCCCCCUCUGGGGUGGUGCCUACCUCCCAGCCCCCUAGCUCAGUGCCUGCUUCCAUUCCUGAUUCCCAUCCUCUGAGGCUCCUAGGGUGAGGAAUAGCCUUUUCCCUCUGCUGAGCGGGUGGUGCUGGCUGCAGUGGGAGGGAUUUAGUGCUCAGAGGGUGAGGAGCAGGCAAAGAUUACCUCUCCUCCCAGCUUAUCCAGAGCAGCCCCAAGCUGAGGACAGAGGCUGCACCCCACCCAGAAGGGAUGUCAGGACCAAGACCUGUUGUCCUGAGCGGACCCUCAGGGGCUGGGAAGAGCACCCUGCUGAAGAAACUCCUUCAGGAACAUAGCAGCAUCUUCGGCUUCAGCGUGUCCCACACUACAAGAGAUCCGAGACCAGGAGAAGAGAACGGCAAAGACUACUACUUUGUGACCAGGGAGGUGAUGCAGCGGGACAUUGCUGCUGGAGACUUCAUCGAGCAUGCUGAGUUCUCAGGGAACUUGUAUGGGACCAGGCUCCUCUCACCUGGCUUUCAAGCUUGGGAGUGUCUUGACACAGCUGGGCCCAGGCACACCUCUGUGCACAGCUGGUCCUUGAGCCACCUGGCUAGCAAAGCAGCUGUGCGGGCCGUGCAGGCCAUGAACCGCAUCUGUGUGCUGGAUGUGGACCUGCAGGGUGUGCGCAACAUCAAGAAGACUGACCUGCAGCCCAUCUACAUCUUCGUGCAGCCACCCUCACUGGAUGUCCUGGAGCAGCGGCUGCGGCAGCGGAACACAGAGACGGAGGAGAGCCUGGCUAAGCGUCUGGCUGCCGCCAAGGCUGACAUGGAAAGUAGCAAGGAGCCCGGCUUGUUUGACCUGAUCAUCAUCAACGACAGUCUGGACAAGGCCUACUGGGCCCUGAAGGAGGCGCUCUCUGAGGAAAUUAAGAAGGCUCAAGCAACGGGUCACUCCUGAGGAGCCCCACUGGCUAAAUCCUCCCAGGAGGGGCUUAGGGUCUGGCACCCACCCCCCAUGGGCCACGGUUUCCCAGCAGUGGCUCUACUCACCUCAGCCAGAACCCAGGAAUUGGGCUGCUACCCAUCUUCCCUUGCUCCCCCACCAUGGUUGGAGGACCUUGUCUCUCACCCCUACCCCCAUGCCCAUUUCUAGGCUCCUUCCCCCACCCCACCCCUUUCCCCCCAAAUAAAGAACUAUUGGUUUA